Molecule: messenger RNA, 8338 nt
Organism: Varanus komodoensis (Komodo dragon)
Lineage: Eukaryota; Metazoa; Chordata; Lepidosauria; Squamata; Varanidae
Gene: GAREM1
Product: GRB2 associated regulator of MAPK1 subtype 1
Exons: 6
Coding region: 577-3222 (881 amino acids)
Biological process (GO): epidermal growth factor receptor signaling pathway; cellular response to epidermal growth factor stimulus
Molecular function (GO): proline-rich region binding
Source: RefSeq, a predicted model, not a curated record
GCCUCUUAAGUAUUAAAUAGAUAAUGGUUCCAACCUUUCAUCACCUAUUUGCACCGAUCUAUCAAGAUUUUCCUAAUUGAAUAAACUAGAAAUUUAUUAAACUAGAGUUUGCCCACUUCUAAUGAGUAUCCUGCCUUGAAUUGUCUAUACUUUUCCAGUACUUAUAGUCCACUGUCACUUGUACACGAAUCUUCAGGUGACGCUUGUGAAUUAAAACAAGUAGCCAAAUUAUAUAAUGGGUUACUAAUGAGGGCAUGAAAGGGUUGAGGACUGUUUCAUUUCUAUUAUUAGGGGACUAUCAUCUGACGGCUCUGAAGCCACUUUUCCUCUCAUAUGUAGUAGUGCAAAAAUAGGUGCUGAUGUGCUCACUUCACAUUGCAGAAGAUGAACUAUUGUGUGAGUGACAACCAGCAACAGUUUUAAGUGGAUAAACUGAACUGCACAGAUUCUCCUCUACAACUCUUGACUCCCCAUAAUCUUUUGCAAUUUUAUAUAUGAGAGGGAGAGGGAGGGGUAGAGGGAGAGCAUUAAUUCAGCCCUAGUAUCCUAGGGGUUCAUUUGUUUCUCUUGAUUCUAAUGCAGAGUUCCCAAAUAUUGUUCCCACCAGAUGUUUUGGAGAACAACUCCCAUCAUCCCUUUCCACUCCUGAUUGAGGCUGAUGGAAAUUGGAGUUCAGAGCAUCUGGAAGGAGAACCCAUAGAAUGUCUUCGAGAGAGUGAUUACCUUUUGAUUCAUUCAUGUCGACAGUGGACAACAAUUACAGCUCAUAGUCUGGAGGAGGGUCAUUAUGUUAUAGGGCCGAAAAUUGAAAUCCCUGUGCAUUAUGCUGGGCAGUUUAAGCUGCUGGAACAAGACCGUGAUAUUAAGGAGCCAGUGCAGUAUUUUAACAGUGUGGAGGAGGUGGCUAAAGCAUUUCCUGAACGAGUUUACGUCAUGGAGGAAAUAACAUUCAACGUUAAGGUGGCUUCAGGGGAAUGCAAUGAAGAUACUGAGGUUUACAACAUUACACUCUGCACUGGAGAUGAGCUAACAUUAAUGGGACAAGCAGAAAUCCUUUAUGCAAAAUCUUCAAAGGAGAAGUCACGGCUCAACACUAUCUUCAAGAAAAUUGGAAAGCUUAAUUCCAUUAGCAAAUUAGGCAGAGGCAAAAUGCCAUGCCUGAUCUGCAUGAACCACAGGACCAACGAGAGCAUUAGCCUUCCUUUCCAGUGUAAGGGCAGGUUCAGUACACGCAGCCCCUUAGAACUGCAGAUGCAGGAAGGUGAGCACACAAUUCGCAAUAUAGUAGAAAAAACGCGGCUGCCCGUGAAUGUGACUGUGCCGAGCACUCCGCCACGAAAUCCUUAUGACUUGCAUUUUGUCCGUGAAGGCCAUCGCUACAAGUUUGUUAACAUUCAGACCAAGACAGUUGUGGUUUGUUGCGCGCUGCACAGUAACAAAAUUAUCCCAAUGCACUUCCCUUUGCAUUUGGCUCUUCCAAAGUUUACCCUCCCUGAAAGUCUUGUGAAGGGGGAUGUGAGGCAUGAAGCCUUUGUCAAGCACUGGUUCAGCCUCUGCCAAGAGCAGUUUGAUAUAGAUGAGUAUUCCCGUGCUGUGAGAGAUGUGAAAGCUGACUGGAACGAAGACUGCAAAAGCCCGCAGAAGAGUUGGUCCACCAGCCAUAAUCAUGUGCCAAACUCCCUUAGUUACGCUCGAGAUGAGUUGACACAAUCCUUCCACCGCCUCUCAGUCUGUGUAUAUGGAAAUAACCUUCAUGGAAACAGUGAAGUGAACCUUCAUGGUUGCAGGGACUUGUGUAAUGAGUGGGCUUUGUUCUCUCAUGAUGCUCUGCAGUACCAGGAUUCUGGUGAUGGUAGCAAUGACUACCUUUUCCCUGAAGUCAGUGAAGAAUCAUUAUGUUUACCUACCAAACCAGAACUUCCUUAUGAAGAGCUAUGGCUGGACCAAGGGGGUGGGAAAAUGAGUGAGCAGCCUCUUACUCGCUCACAGAGUGAAAAGAACAAAUGUGACAACUAUAGAAGUUCGUUCCGGUCCAAAUGUGGUAGUUCCUCUCUUCCAGCACCUGGGGCUUUAAUAACAACAUCAAAAUCUUCAGAUGUUUCCCUACCUCCACCACCUGUGCCUCCUAAAUCUGAAGCAGUCAGAGAGGAGUGUAGACUCCUAAAUGCUCCACCUGUGCCACCACGCAAUUCAAAACCAACGUCCACCAGUCCUUCUAUCCCUCCACGAACAAGCAAGCUGACACGGCAGCAAACUCGUUCUCCUAGUCCAACCCUCUCAUACUAUUCUUCAGGGCUACACAAUAUAAGCAAUGCUGCAGAAGGAGAAACUGAAAAUCCCACUGAGAACACCCCAGUUGCUUGCUAUCCGUGUGGCACAGUGAAUGUCGACCUGCAAGAGUUUGGUAGCAAAUUGCCUUUAGGAAGUCCCUCUGCUGAUGCUUUGUCCUCUAGACUGUCAUGGCCAAAUCAUUUUUCUGGAGCUGCUGAAGGCCUUAAUAGGAGUGACUUUCUACUGGAUCCAAGCAGGAGUUACAGUUAUCCAAGGCAGAAGACUCCCAGCACACCAAAGAGAAACUGUCCAGCACCUUUUACAUUCAACUUUGACAAAAGUGAACUUCUUGCAGGGGAUGUACUGCUAGCCACAGCAGAGCCUGGCUGUGCUGUGUCCAGUUGUCCAAAGUCCGCAAGUUACUCCGUUGAGUGCACUGAUGAGAAAAGUCUGGCAGUAAGUAGCACACUGCAGUCUCUCUCGUGCCCUGCCUUACCCCCUCGUGCACCAAAAAUGGCAGAUGACAAACCAGCCCUUGAUUUGUGUCCACUGCCUCUCAGAAUAGAUGGCGCUGAGGAAGAACCUCACACGGGCUCACCAGACCUUCCUGAAGAUCAGUACAUUGGGAAAAAGGGCAUGCAGGACAUCUUUUCAACUUCCUAUCCUUUCUCAUCUCCUCUUCAUCUUCAACUAGUGCAAAGGUCUUGUGGUGAUGGCUCUCCAUGGCAGCCUCCUGUAGAUCUGUCUGGGCUUUCAGUAGAGGAAGUUUCUAAAUCUCUGAGAUUUAUAGGUUUAUCUGAGGAUGUCAUAACAUUUUUUGUUACUGAGAAGAUUGAUGGCAACUUGCUAGUUCAACUCAAUGAAGAGAUCCUUUCCGAGGAUUUCAAACUAAGCAAACUACAGGUUAAGAAAAUAUUGCAGUUCAUUAAUGGCUGGAGACCUAAAAUAUAGUGCUAACCUGUUCUGCAAAACUCAGAGGUAUGCUAAAAGCAUGGGGACUAACACAAAGUCUCUCUUUCUCUCCUUUUUUGCACUAAGAUCUUCCUUUCUUGUGUAAAUAGCAGGAGAAAAAAAUCUUACUAUGCAGAUAGUUUUGAAUGGUAAGCAGACCUUUUGUACAUAGUAGAAACAUAGAGGUGUGCCUUGUGCAUCCCUGAACAUUCAGCAGCUGCUAAACAGUGGACAUUAAAGGGAAUUUAAUUUGUACUCAUGUAGUGUGUUAAGACAUAUUUAUUAUUAUUGAUUAGGCAAAGCUGAGUAGCACAUAAACCAAUCUGAUUUUGUGUGUUUCCCAAUAAAUAUAUUUCCUCGUGGGUUUUUAUUCUGAUGGCCAUGUACUGCACCUUUAUUUUUGAUAUCCAGUGAAAAGUAUCAACUUCCUCCUACAUGGAGCAGGAGGGGAGGAGGCUGGUGCAUCAUCUGGACAUGGCAUAAGCUGUUAUCCUCAGCCUCCUCCCUUCUGCAUCCUCACCAUGCUCCUUUUCCUUCUCUCUGCAGCCAGUUUGCAAACUCAGGCAGGCAGUGCAGUUCUUCCUGUACCACCUCUAAGGAGGGCAAGUGGGGGCUUCCCCUUUGAUGUCCCAGGACUUUGGAAUGAGAACUUGGAAUAAUGCUGCUGUCUCCCAAACAAAAUUGGAGGGCCAUAGGACUGUGUCCCAAACUGAAUCCAAGAAUGAUCUGCUUUGGAGCAUAAUUUUAGGAGGUUAAUACCGGUGCAACAAUUCAGUGAAUUGUCCUUCAUACUUGGAACCGCUGCUGUUUCUUUAUGGUUCUUAAAAUAUACCGUUAAGAAAGAGCAAUACCUGACAUACUAACCUAAAUUAAGAGAAUUCACAUUCCAGAAACUAAACCUAGUCUAAUCAAAGUGAAAUUGAAUCAGUAAUUUUUGUGGUGGUUUUAUAUUACAUUUUUAGGCGAAGGAGAGCAGUUGAGGUAUGCAUCCUGUUCUUGAAAGAGCUAAAGGGUUAAAGGGUUUCAUGCCUGUUUUUAAGGCAAAGUGAACCAUAGUUUAUAUCUCUCUGUGGCCUUGAUGCAAUUUUCAUUAAUGCGAUAUUUUCCUUAGACUUUCUUUAGUUAUCCUUGUCCAUAGAAAACAGAAGACUUAUUUGGAAAGGUCAGGGAAGACUGCAUGCUAUAUUUAAGAGAGAAAGAUCUGACCAUUAGCAGGGGUUAGUAACAAUAUGAUUUCUCCAACUUUGGGAAAAUUGAUCAAAUCCCAAUGGUACUUAUUUAAGCAGAUAGUGUGACUUGAAAGUAAACUCUCUUGCAUUUAGUGGCAAUUAACCACCUUUUACUCAGCACUUUCUUUGCAUAUGAGCAAUCCAGAGUUGUCAUUAGGUAGAUUAUUAUAUGAGGGUCAGUUGAAUAUCUGUGACUAAAGCACCACUUCUGUCAGACACGUCAUGGGUAUUGCUAGGAUUGUCUGCACACAGAGAGUCUGACAUCCUCUCUACUGUAGCCAGCCCCUCCUGAAAACCAUUCUGGGGCUGCGGGGCAGGAGGCAUCAGGGUGGAACACUGGGAGUUGCUGGGGAAAAGGAAACAGGCUUAGGCACAAUCCUGUGGCUGGCUGGGACAUGCUGGGAGUCAUAGGUUUCCUUUCUGUCUAAACAUGCAUAGGAUUGUCUCCUUAAAAUUCCAACUAAGGUACUUUGAGCUCAGUUCAGGCAUCACAACAAGCCACCACUGAGGAAGCACCUUUUGCUGUUGUAGCCAAUGCAGAUGACAGAGUGGCUGUCCAUUUGUCCAGGAAGCUGCAGGUGCCCCUUAUCAAUACUUCUACUUUAACAACUGGCUUGUUUUAAAUGCAAGUGUUCCAAGGCCAGCUAUGCUCAGUUCAAAAUACCUUGUAAUUUCACAAGUGCCUGCCAUGUGUUUAGAAACAAUUAUGGCUUAAAGAAUACUUAUUGUUGGGAUGCCAGCAAAAUCUAGCUCCAAUUCUUACGUGUUUCAGAAAACAGCCCUGUACACUGGCACCCAUUUAAAAGACUGACAGCACAAUCCCAUGCAGAUUUACUCAGAACUAAGUCCCACUGUGUUCACUGGGGCUGACUUCCAGGAAAGUAAGCAUAGGAUUGUACCCUUAAUCAUUCAGUGCUAUGCCAGUCCUGGUGUAGAUUUAAGCAAUUCUGUAUUUAGGGUAUUCAUGCUUUUAUUCAUAGACCUGUAACUUAAUGGAUUUUUUUGCAAAUUGAUCUAUUCAAUGCAAACAUCCUGUCAGUGCUAGUUCACUGUUGUGAAUCUGUAUUGCUUUGUGGGCCAUUGUCUUCAGAAUCUCAUAUUUAGGAAAGAAGUUGCUAGAGACAAUGUGCCAUUUCUCUUUGUGCUCUGCAAGCCCCAGGAUUAAUAACUUUCUAACCCUGAAUACUCACACCAGUUUGGGCAUGUGUAUCUACCCUCAUUAUGGUGUGUCACAUUGACCAGAAUGACUUUAGUCGAAAAAACAUGCAGGGAAGGCCACAUGAACUAUUUCCACCCACAGUCGGAGCAGCAUGCUACCUAACCACUCCCUGAUGAACCAGAUGUCUUUGAGAAAGCAUUCUCUCUUCAUGCAGAUGGUUCCACAAGGAGCUACUAUGCUUGAGGGGGAACCCCAUCCCACCAGGACUCUUCCUCAAGUGUAGGAGCAUGGCGAACUCAUUUUCACAAACAUCCACUGGACAUGUUCAUCCAGGAAGGGAAGCUGGCAUGCAGUUCCAGGAGUAGGUGAGGCUAGCUCAAAGAACCAUUACAUGUGCCCACUGAAUGCUUUUCAUUUCCUCUUGGGACUAUUCAUCUAUGGGACUAAUAUGUCUUUGUUGUUCUGAAUUUGAUACUUUAGCUGCCCUCUUGAAACUAAAAUACUUUCAGUAAUUCUAAUCUGUUGGAGUAUAAAUGAUGGAAGGAGCACUCAUACGUAUGUGUACAUGGUGCAAGGAGCUGUGCACUUCAAACUCUGUCCACUUACAGAAAGAUGCUAGUAUCUGCUCAUCCUUGAACAUGGUCUGAUGUCUUGUGGGGUCAGAUCUUAAAAUGGGGUCAGAUCUUAAAAUCUGGCCCAGGUUAUCAGAAUUUUCCCAAGAUGCUAUGCAAUUAACAUUCAGUGCAAGGAGAAGCAGGCUGGCAGGCAGGUAGCAUAAUUGCCUCUUGUUCAAUGCUGCAAGCUAGAGCUGGGGCUCUUACUGGUGCAGCCUUGUGGGUAGUGACAAGAACCUACUAUGUGUAUUCUCAAUAAACAGCUCUUCUGUGCAUGUUUAGUGAGUAAUCAAGAUGAAAAUAAGUCCGUUGAAUGUAUAGGCAUUUCUCUUAAGGAACAGUGCAAUGGAUAUAUUGUUUGUUUUUAUCUCUUUGUAUGCAGCACCCUAGUCCUUUACAAAAAGGAUUCACAAAAGGAUUUCAAGUAGGAUUUUCUUUCCUUUGGAGAAGAGGGCAUCAAUGAGAAUGGAGGCUGCACAUACUACAUCUGUAAAAUUGCUCUUUUUCUGCCUGUGAUUAAUCAAAGCCCUACACUGUAACAUUUUGUGUUCCAUUUUUAGACACUUGCAGGGCAAUCAUAAGCAUGUUUACUCAGGAAUAAGUCCCACUGGGUUCAGUGAGACUCAUACAGGAUUCAGUGUGACCUUCUUCCCAGUAAAACUUGCCUAGAGCGUAGAGGCAGCAUCGGGCAGCUGGUGGUAAAAUCUAAAACCUUGACGAUUGCUUGCUUAAUACAUAAAGAACAUGCACUUUUUAAAGUUCAGUUUGUAGUUUAGCAAUUGUAGGUUAAACUAGAUUUAAUUUACUUUGUCAUAGACACACCUUUUAUAACGUACACAUUGAUUUUCUAACAGCUGCAGUUUCAAUAGAAGUAGAUUAGAUGAAACAGUUCAAUGGUUUGGACCUAAAGUUAAGGAAGUGAAUAUAAUGAAAAUGUCCCCAUUUUCCUUUUUCUUGCUGUAUACGGGAUACACUGGGGGAGUAGAGAUGUUUUAGCCCAACAGGCUCAAGCACUUGACAACACCUCUGAGGUCAUAUGGGUGCACAACUCAUUAGCACAUCCAAGUGUAAAUGUGCCCUUAUCAGCCGGGUUGAGAACGUCAGUAGUAUAGACCUGAUCCAGUCUGGGCCGCGAAAACUUGUGCCUUAACGACACCAGCCCAAAAGUGUAUAGGAGGCUUAGGAGAAACAAAUAUAGAAAAAUGAGUCUACACUUGUUUAAUUGUAUAUACUGCCUCUGGGAAUCUAGAAGUGGGGAGAUUGGCUUUUAGGUUGAACAAGCUGUACCUGAAUGCUAGAGAAUGGGUGAGCAGCAUAGAUCCAGCUCCACCCACUGUGAAGUACUGGCAGCAAUAUAUUAGAUGCGGCUACUUCCUACAUCAGCUUUCCUAAACUGGUGACCUCCAGAUUUGUUGGACUACAGUACCCAUCAUUCCCAGGCAAGAGAGUGAUUGGCCUGGUGACUGGGGUUGAUGUGUGUUGUAAUUCAACACAGAUGGGAGCCACUGCUUUGGGUAAGUGAUCUUCCAUACGAACUAGAGUAUAGGGAGCCUUCACCACUGCUGGUAUUGUGCUUGGGGAUGUUGCAAUCUAAGAAUCUCCAGAGGUGGUUACUUUUAAAAAAGAAAGGUAAAUGUUAGGAUUCCAGCAUUCAAUUACCUUUUAGAUGAAGCAAUCCAUUCAGAAGAUCAAACUAUAUGAAAACAUUAAAAUCUAAAUGUGAAGUGAACAUACAAGCCUUGCUAAAAUGAAGGAGCAUUUUAAGAUCUCAGAACAGUUUUAUUUCUUGAAUAAAAAGCUGAUCAGGUUGGAUGUAAAGUCAUAAUGGCAGAAUUUCAGAUGCAUUAUUUUCUGAACUGUAUCAAAGGAAACAACUGGUUUCCACUUGGUCAACCUUCUAAUGGGUUUCAUGUAUGUCAAGAAUAUUCCAUUGUGAAAAGUCAGUGUGCAUUUGUGAAAAUCUGUGCUGAUUUGAACAUCUCUUUACAAGUUUAGGGGUGAGGAACAUCCAUUUAAACCAGGAGCAAAUGAAUAACCUUAUAAUGCAUAUGAACAAAUGUCAUUUGUGUAUUGUAAGUAUAUAACUGUAUAUUAAAGAUAUUAUUUUCAUGAAA